Messenger RNA from Lachnellula hyalina, 918 nucleotides. RefSeq names its product Norsolorinic acid ketoreductase. The transcript has 2 exons. The record is from RefSeq and is a predicted model, not a curated record. Lineage: Eukaryota; Fungi; Ascomycota; Leotiomycetes; Helotiales; Lachnaceae. Gene Ontology annotation, molecular function: oxidoreductase activity, acting on the CH-OH group of donors, NAD or NADP as acceptor. Bases 1 to 918 code for a protein of 305 amino acids.
AUGUCAGCUAACACAAUUUACCUCAUCACAGGAGGAAAUCGAGGUUGGCCCCCACUUUUACCCCUAUCCUACUGCGUGCCUUCCUUACCCCUAUCCCCCUCGCUAACGCAAAGCGAACCAGGAAUCGGAUUCGGCCUAACCGCAACGCUCCUCCUCCGUCCCCGCACCACAGUAAUUGCCACAAUCCGGUCUGAAGCCACGGCCCAGGAUGAUCUGCACGCGCUGCCUGUGGGCGAAAACAGCAGACUGAUCAUAACGUAUCUGGAUCUCUCGUCGUACAGCCCCGAAACGGAAACGGAAAUGGAAACGAAGCAAGCACACCUCCCCCUCCACACCCCGCAAAACCUCUAUCGCGUCCUAACAUCAACCCACCACAUCACCCACCUACACACCAUCAUCGCCUCCGCGGGCCACGGAACAUCUUUCCACGCCCUCGUCUCCACAAGCCCCUCCUCCCUGCUCCAGCAUUUUCAAAUCAACACCCUGGGCCCCAUACGCCUCUUCCAAGCUCUGUAUCCGUUGCUAGAGGGCGUCGAGAGCAAAUUCGUCCUCGUUAGUAGCAGUCUGGGUAGUAUAGCCGCGAUGGACACGCAGGCAGGCACGGAACCGACGCUGGCGUAUGGGGCGAGUAAGGCAGCGGCGAAUUACUUUUGCAGGAAGGUGCAUUUUGAAUGCGGGGGCAUUACGGCGCUGGCUGUGCAUCCGGGGUGGGUAAAAACAGGCAAUGGUCAAGCAUUCGCAGAUGCAGUUGGGGUUAAAGAGCCGCCCAUGAGUUUAAAUGAUAGUGUAAAAGGGGUUUUGAAGCAGGUGAGCUUCUUUUUCUUCAUCAGGUCGGAUGGAAUGGAGGUCGAGGCUAGGUUCACCUUUCUCCAGAGUGUUAGAUGGGAGGCAGGAGAUGGCUGGGCUGGACAGGGCUAA